This is a messenger RNA of Pipistrellus nathusii (Nathusius's pipistrelle), 1173 nucleotides long. Lineage: Eukaryota; Metazoa; Chordata; Mammalia; Chiroptera; Vespertilionidae. The record is from the annotation of a GenBank genome assembly.
AUGUCUUGUGUUACAGCGAAGCACCCCACACUCUUCCCACUGACCCUCCGGAGCACUGAACCGGCCGACCCAGUGGUCAUCGGCUGCCUGGCCCAGGACUUCGUACCAUCAAAGCACACGAACGUGACCUGGGACAGCAGCGGGCCGGGCACCUCCAUCAGCACUGUCCUCCCCAUGUUCACCUCCCGGGGCCUCUACACCAUGGUCAGCCAGCUGACCCUGCCGGCCAGCCAGUGCCCGGCAAGCAGGACCCUGAAGUGUCACGUGCAGUACAACUCCAGCCUGAGCCAGACCAAGGACGUGCCCUGCAAAGUUCCCCCGAAGCCGACAUCCUCAUGCUGCCAGCCUGGCCUGACCCUGCGACCACCGGCCCUUGAGGACCUGUUGCUGAGCUCCGAUGCCAACCUGACGUGUAUGCUGAGUGGCCUGAGAGAGCCCCAAGGUGCCAGCUUUGCCUGGCAGCCCACGGGUGGGAAGGAGGCCAUCCAGCAGGCCCCGCAGCGUGACGCCUGCGGCUGCUACAGUGUGUCCAGCAUCCUGCCAGGCUGCGCCGAGCCGUGGAACCGCGGGCAGAGGUUCUCCUGCACUGCCGCUCACCCUGAGGUCACCAGCCCGCUCACCGCCACCAUCGCCAGAGCCUCAGGGAGCACCCUACCCCCCCAGGUCCACCUGCUGCCGCCACCCACGGAAGAGCUGGCCCUCAACGAGCUGGCAACGCUGACGUGCGUGGUUCGGGGCUUCUACCCCGAAGACGUGCUGGUGCGGUGGCUGCACGAGAGCCAGGAGCUGCCCCGAGAGAAGUACCAGACUUGGAGGCCCCUGCCCGAGGCCGGCCAGGGUGGCACCAGAUUUGUCACAACUAGCGUGCUGCGCGUGGACAUGGAGGCAUGGAAGAACGGGGACAACUACUCCUGCAUGGUGGGCCACGAGGCUCUGCCCCUGAGCUUCACACAGAAGACCAUCAACCGCCUGGCGGGCUUCCAGGAGUGGCUUCCCUGUGUGCUGAUAGACCAGCCCCAGGAGGACCGGGAGGAGGACGCCCCGGGAGCCAGCCUGUGGCCCACCACGGUCACCCUGCUCACACUCUUCCUGCUCAGCCUCUUCUACAGCACAGCGCUGACCGUGACAAGCGUCCGGGGCCUGCCCAGCAGCAAGGAGCGCCCCCCGUUCUGA